This is a messenger RNA of Magnolia sinica, 1896 nucleotides long. Its product is annotated as cytochrome P450 734A1-like. The record is from RefSeq and is a predicted model, not a curated record. The coding region runs from base 1 to 1512 and encodes 503 amino acids. NCBI's taxonomy places the organism in Eukaryota, Viridiplantae, Streptophyta, Magnoliopsida, Magnoliales, Magnoliaceae. Gene Ontology annotation, molecular function: heme binding; oxidoreductase activity, acting on paired donors, with incorporation or reduction of molecular oxygen; iron ion binding. The transcript has 4 exons.
AUGGCUCCUCUCCUUGCAAUCUUCUUCACAUUCCUUCUCUUUUUCCUCUUUAGAUCCAUACAUGGACUGUUAUGGGUCCCAUGGAGAAUCCAACGGCACUUUGAAAGACAAGGCCUGCGUGGCCCACCUUUCAGGCCCAUCAUCGGCAACGCUGGUGAUUACCGCGAUCUGAUCAUGUGGGGCCAAUCGGAGCCGAUGCCGUUCGUUCAUGACAUAUUACAUAGGGUGGCCCCACACUACCACGUAUGGUCCAAGCUCUAUGGGAAGACGUUCAUCUAUUGGUUUGGGUCUAAGCCACGGCUGGCCGUUGCGGAUCCGGAUCUGGUCAAAGAGAUUCUACUCAACCCUAGCGGGUCCUUUGAGAAGGAGAAGUUCAAUCCUCACUUCAAGCAGCUGUUCGGACAAGGGCUGGCGGGCCUCAAGGGAGAGAAGUGGACCCGACAUAGAAGGAUCGCUAACUGGGCCUUUAACAUGGAGCGAGUCAAGGGUUGGGUGCCGGCGAUCGCGAGGAGCACAGUAGAGAUGUUGGAGAAAUGGGAGAAUGAGGGAGGAAAGCAGGCCAAAUUCGAAAUAGAGGUGCACAAAGAACUCCAUAGUCUCACGGCGGAUGUGAUAUCGGUAACGGCUUUUGGAAGCAGUUACAGAGAGGGGAAGAUCAUCUUCAAGCUGCAGGAAGAACAGAUGCUUCUGGCUACUGAAGCUCAAAGGAGCCUCUACAUUCCCGGAUUCAGGUUCAUACCAACAAAGAAGAACAGGAAGAGGUGGAGAUUGGAGAAAGAAAUUCGAGAAUGUCUUCGAAAUCUGAUCCGAAUCAAUGGAGAAGUGAGCGAAAAUUCGAAAAAUCUACUAGGCCUAAUGAUCUCUACGAACAAGAAUGAGGAAGAAUCUAAGAGAAUGGAAGUGGAAGAAAUCAUAGAUGAGUGCAAGGCAUUCUACUUUGUCGGCAAGGAGACAAAUGCAAACCUCCUUACAUGGGCACUUCUCCUUCUUGCAUUACACCAAGACUGGCAAUGUAAGGCCCGAGAUGAAGUUGUCCGCAUCUGUGGCCUCCAUGAUCUUCCUACUGCUGAUAGCUUGAACAAUCUCAAAUUGGUGGGCAUGAUACUAGACGAAACUCUACGCUUAUACCCUCCCGGCGGGAUUGCUAUAAGAGAAACAAGCAAAGAUGUCAAGCUAGGGAUCCUUGAUGUUCCGGCCCAAACUCAAGUCUACAUGCCAAUGGUCGCCAUUCAUCGUAACACUGAACUAUGGGGUGAAGAUGCUGAAGAAUUCAAUCCUAUGAGGUUUUCCAACCCAAGAAAGCAUCUAGCGGCGUUCCUUCCAUUUGGAUUGGGUCCCAGGGUCUGUGCAGGCCAGAACUUAGCUGUGAUAGAAGCAAGAACCGUCCUUGCUAUGAUUCUUCGACGGUUUUCAUUCACUGUCUCGCCGAACUAUGUCCAUGCCCCCAUGUGGCUUCUCUCUAUGUACCCUCAAUAUGGUGCCCAAAUCAUCUUUCAAAAGAUUUCUAACUGAUAGAGAAAAUGAAAAUUACAGAUAACAUUGUGGGUUUGUUCUUCAUCUAUCAACCUCAACAUUGUUUGGAUGCACAAGUGAAUUAAAUUGCAAAAUGGGUUUCCAACAAAUGGAAUUCGGUAGCAUUGACAGUGAGAGAAACUUUGAUACUCUGGGAGUGUGAUCGAUAAUAAGCAGGCACUCAGAAAUUACUUAGAAAUUGCAUACAUAACGUACAAGUAGACACUUAGAAAUUACUUGGAACAACAUCAAAAGCUUGAUUUUGAGACUGGUGACUCAGAUUAACUUCCUUAAUUAGUUAGAGUUGCGAGUCAGCCUGGUCAACCUCAACCAUAUUACCACCACAGGUGCCGAAGAACCAGGCUGGAAUCAUUCAUCAAGAUG